Messenger RNA from Grosmannia clavigera kw1407, 2115 nucleotides. Its product is annotated as bromodomain protein. The record is from RefSeq and is a predicted model, not a curated record. Gene Ontology annotation, cellular component: RSC-type complex. Gene Ontology annotation, molecular function: protein binding. NCBI's taxonomy places the organism in Eukaryota, Fungi, Ascomycota, Sordariomycetes, Ophiostomatales, Ophiostomataceae. The transcript has 5 exons. Gene Ontology annotation, biological process: chromatin remodeling. The coding region runs from base 1 to 2115 and encodes 704 amino acids.
AUGGCUGACACAAACAAGCCACAGGAGGAGCGUCGCAAUGGCGAAACGGCAGCGUCGACGACAGAGGUUGGCCUCGCCUUUCUCGAGCAAAUACGGCGAACGGGGGACAAGAGCGGCCGUCGCGUGGCCAAGUACUUUGAGGAGCUGCUCCCAAAAGAAAGCAACAAGGAAUACUAUCAGGCCAUCCGGAUGCCCAUCUCGCUUGGCACGAUUGAGACGAAGCUGCGCAAUGGCGACUUUGCCAACCUGGCCGAGCUAGAAUCGUAUGUGAAGCGCAUGGUGCAAAACGCAAAGGACUUUUACCCACGGUCAUCACAUACAUACGACGACGCCGAGCGGAUUCGGAAGGCCACGAGCAACUUCAUGGUGAAGCACAACCCGGCCUACAAGCUGAUUCACGGAUAUUCCGCGCUUCCCACCCCCAUCCCGGUCGAUCUUCCGGAGGAGUCACCGGCAGAGGACGAUGCGGAGGAGGAGGCAGCAGAUGACGGACCGGAGGCAGAAGUGGCUGAGGAAGACGGUGAUGUCGGCGCAGGGGCCGACUCGGAAGCGGAAGAGGCAGAUGCCCACGAGUCUGAGGAAGAGGGAGAGGAAGACGAGGCAGACGGCGACGAGGACGACGAUGCCAGGCCAGCAUCGCGCCGACCAAAUUCCUCAACGGCUUCGCGAGAGGCAUCACUGCGUGGACGGCGCAAAUCGACAACAGAGCGGGCAACCAGCGUCAGUGCGAAGCCAGACCACGAAUAUGCCGGUGUGCCGUACAAGGGCCUCACCUUCCAGCAGGCGCAGGAGAAGAUUGUCGAGGAGGCGAUUCGACGUACAGACGAGGACGACGACAGCUAUGCCUAUUUUGAACCCUUCCUAAACCUGCCACCCCGCUCGCUAAAGGACUAUUUCCAGCUGAUCAAGGAUCCGCUGUCGUUGAAGAAGCUGCAGAAGCUCGUGAAGGGCAUCCGUAGCCGAUCGGACCGGUCGGGGGUCAGCGACUUCAAGAACUGGGCCUCGUUUGAGGAAAAAGCCAGCCUGCUGUGGGAGAAUGCAUACUUUUACAACGAGGACAAGAGCCCGAUCGCCAACAUGGCCAAGGAGCUAGAGAUCAUGUUCCGGGGCGAGAUCAAAAAGGCCAAAGAGGUGGUUUCCGAUCCGCCACAGACAAAGAUUAAGAUCAAGAUGACCCAAGGCCAAGAGACGCCGGCGCCAGCAUCGAAGAAGAUCACGAUCCACGUUGCCAAUGCCCGCGGCGGCUCCACCGAAUCGCCGGGCCCGAAGUUGGUGGGCGGAGGAGCGCCGACCACUCUAGCCUCACACCCGGCGCUGGAAAGGACGAGAAGCACACCCGGCGUCUCUCCGAGUCCGUCUGUCGUGGCCAGCACGAAACAGGAGACCUCAGCACGCGCGUCGCCUGCGCCGCAGCAGCGUCCCAACGGGGUGCCUGUAGCAGCAACCCUGCCGAACGGAGCAGCCGCGCCAGCAGCAGUUCAGAACGUGCAGACAACUGACGCUCCCGGCACGCCUCAGACAAACGGAAGCACGGCUCCAGUUCCGGCUCCGGUUCCGGCUCCGGUUCCAGCUCCGGUUCCAGCUCCGGUUCCAGCUCCGGUUCCAGCUCCGGUUCCGGCCCCAGCUCCGACGCCUGCGGCCGUUGUACGACCUGCUCAUGAGUCCAAGUUCCGCGAGCCAGGCCGAGAACCCCUGAUCACCAACUUGGCCAUGCGGACACACCCUACGAUCAACACGGGUGACCGGCUGUUCGAGCUGAAGCUGCCGCCACACCCCAAGCUGACGCAGCGGUCUGUGACGCUGAACAUUCCCCAGGGCCAAUGGCGCCAUCAGCUGAUCGUCAGCCUGGCGCCGUCGGUGCAGCAGCAACAGCGGCCUUUCAAGCUGUUUGUGAUUGCGAACGGUGCGACUUUGGGCCAGUCUGCGCCCCUGGCUACGGCCCCAGCAGAUCCGGCAGAGGCGGGCGGCAAGCUAUACGAGGUCAACCUGCACCCCGGCGUCAACGUCAUCCAGGUGCAGGUGAUCGCGGGGCUGCCCAAGGACCAAGAGCCGCAGAGUGGCGCCGAGGCCGAGCUGGAGAAGAUUACGAUUUUUGCCAAUCUCAUGCGGUAUUGA